Messenger RNA from Paramecium pentaurelia, 498 nucleotides. NCBI's taxonomy places the organism in Eukaryota, Ciliophora, Oligohymenophorea, Peniculida, Parameciidae. The record is from the annotation of a GenBank genome assembly.
AUGGGUGCAGUCUGUCGCUAUUAGUAAUAGGGCUCUGAAACUUACUAAAAUUAAGAAAUACAAGGAUUUCUCCCUAUUUCAAAAGAGUUAAAACCAAAAUCUAUUAAUAACAGUAUUAAGCAUGAUUUAAAGGCUAAAUAUCAAGAGAUUGAUUGUCACAUUUGCAAUAGACCUCAAAUGAUAGAAAAUGCUUCUUAAACGUAACUUUCGUUUUACAAUAUUACUCAAUUUGCCACUUUAAAGAAGAAUAAGUCAAAACCUUAGAAAAACAAGAAAAAGUAAAAAAGCAAGGAUAAAUUAAUUUUUGACAAUUUUAAAACAAAUAAACAAUGUUCAGUAAGUCAAUCAUCAUAAACCUAAAAUAAACUAUAAAAAUAUUAAACUUGCAAGAAUUAAGUAAAAGAAAAACAAUAAGACUCUUAACAAUAUGUAGUAAUGAUUAACUCUCAAAUUUAAUCAAUAUCUAAUAAUGUAUGUUAAAAAUAAAUAAAAAAUUGA